Messenger RNA from Gadus chalcogrammus (walleye pollock), 657 nucleotides. RefSeq names its product beta-crystallin B1-like. The transcript has 5 exons. Gene Ontology annotation, molecular function: structural constituent of eye lens. NCBI's taxonomy places the organism in Eukaryota, Metazoa, Chordata, Actinopteri, Gadiformes, Gadidae. The record is from RefSeq and is a predicted model, not a curated record. Gene Ontology annotation, biological process: lens development in camera-type eye; visual perception. Bases 1 to 657 code for a protein of 218 amino acids.
AUGUCUGCUGAUAAGUCCAAGGCCGCUUCCCAGACCGACGGAAAGACCCCUCUGAGCAAGAGGUCCGAGAUGGGCACACACGCUUACAAGAUGUUUGUGUUCGACCAGGAGAACUUCCAGGGCCGCUGCGUUGAGAUCAGCGGAGAGUGCAUGAACGUGUGCGACAUGGGCAUGGACAAGGUGCGCUCCCUGCGCGUGGAGUGUGGGCCCUAUGUCGGCUACGAGCAGAUGAACCUGUGCGGAGAGAUGUUUAUCCUGGAGAAGGGAGAGUACCCCCGCUGGGACUCCUGGAGCAACUGCCAGAGGAACGACUACCUGCUGUCCUUCAGGCCCUGCCGCAUGGACCCCGAGAAGCACAAGGUCUGCCUGUACGAGGUCGGAGAGUUCAAGGGCCGUAAGAUGGAGAUCAUGGACGAUGAUGUCCCCAGCCUGUUCUCCUACGGCUUCACCGACAGGGUCGGCAGCGUGAUGGUCAGCUGUGGAACCUGGGUGGGCUACCAGUUCCCCGGUUACCGUGGCAGCCAGUACGUCCUGGAGAAGGGCGAGUACAGGCACUUCAACGAGUUUGGCGCCCGCUACCCCCAGAUGCAGUCCAUCAGGCGUAUCCGCGACAUGCAGUGGCACCAGCAUGGCUGCUACACCAUGUCCAGCAAGUGA